AUGAUGGAUGCCUUGCUAUGGCUGUUUGGUGCAGCAUUCAUUGCCGGCUCAGCAAUGGUUCUUCUAUGCCAGCAAGGUCAGCGUAACAUCAUUCUAGCACGAUUUCGUAUAAGCCGGCGCAGAUACUCUGGCUCUACAACUCCUCCACGAUCGCUUUCACUGUCCGAGAAACAAGUAGACAUACCAGUCACAUACUCUGAUACGUUUCCACCAUCUCGGCAUUCUGUUUGGUCCGGAACCGGCGUGGAUUCGGUUGAUCCAGAAACAGACGUGCUUCCGCUGGAAGCGUCAUAUCUAGAUGCAAAAGACUCACUAUACACUCCUUGUGGGUUCUCGAUCAAGGAUAUCAAAUCUCUCGGUGACUUUCCCGAUUAUGCUGCCUUGAGUGGGGUGCGUCUGCCACAGUCACACCCAGUGUUCGACAUCAAAAAUGCUCUUCCGCGACCUUACAGGCCCUUUCGAUGGGCAUACCACCAAACGAUGUCACUCACGAAGAUGGAACCUGACUGGUGGCUGGAGCUCGAGAAUACCUACGAGGAGCGCAUCAAGCAACGACAAGCGCUAUUCGCGCAGCACGGCGAAGCAGUCUUGCAAUUCCUACCCGGGUCCGAGCUAGCCUGCAAGGAGCUCAUGGAGAUGGUUCUGCAAUUCCUAUGUGCACGUUACCCGCAAUAUUUCAAGUUAGACAACGAUAACACUAUCUUUCACAACGGUAUCUUGCACACCACAACAAUCCUCAAGAACAUCCACCCCUUACACGUCCUCCUAAACAACGUCCCAGAAGACUUCGCCAUCAUGCUGCGCGACGACAAAACAGGUCUCUACGUCUUCCGCGCAGGCGUAAUCUGCAGCGCACUAGGCUGGAACGUCGGCACGAAAAUCGGCCUGCGACUCGACGAGAUCCACGGCCCAGUCCCAGACUACAAAGAGAAGAUGAAAUUCUCCAUGGACAGAUUCUUCGCCAAAAUGCCCUCCGACAAGCCCAUCCAGCGCGGCUCCUGGGGCAUCGAAGUCGGCGAACUACUCUACAUGGGACCCGACGACACGGCACAUAAAUCCCAGCGCGAGCAUCAAAGCCCAGACCUCUCCCUCUCACAGUGCCACCUACGCGUCGACUGGCAGACACUGCGCCGCCUCCCGCUCUCAGGCGCUGUGGUGUUUAAUUUCAAAGCCCUGUUCACCCCCGUGGAGCAGUUCCGCGAUGAACCGUAUGUGCCGGGCUUGCUGCUCAAAGUGCUGAAUGAGGGGAAGGGGAAUAUCAUGGCGUAUAAGAAUACUUGGCAUACGGAUCAUGUGGUUAAACCGGCGCUUGAGCGGUUUCAUGACGAGCAGGUGCGGAGUGGAUUGGUGCCUGGGGGCUGGGAGCCGCAGACGUUGGAUGAGAGUCCGUGGUUUCCUGGGUGGGAGGGCAAGUGGCGGCGUCAGCAGGGGUUUUGA
Dothidotthia symphoricarpi CBS 119687 is the source of this 1437-nucleotide messenger RNA. RefSeq lists its product as uncharacterized. The coding region runs from base 1 to 1437 and encodes 478 amino acids. The record is from RefSeq and is a predicted model, not a curated record. Lineage: Eukaryota; Fungi; Ascomycota; Dothideomycetes; Pleosporales; Dothidotthiaceae. The transcript has 3 exons.